AUGGCUCUGUAUUUACUUAGCGUCCUUCAAGCUUCUACUUCUCCGGCUCCGGUCCAGACAGCCGUGUACAACAACCGGUGGGCACAUGACCUUGCUGGUUUCCAGUCUCCAACGAUCCACAAGCUUCCACAAAAAGUUUUGGAAUCUGCCCGACGGAGAGUAUCGCAUCAGAAAUCCAACAAGUCGCCGAUGACUACAGAAAUUCUCCUUAAGUCCUUCCAGAGCCUGGAUGGCUUCUUGGUUGAUACGAGGUUUAUGGACAUGGCACUCCUUGCUUAUGCAGGCUUCUUGAGGCUUGAUACGCUUUCAAACCUAAGACUCAAGGAUGUAACUCCAGAUCCAGCAUACUUUGAGCUAUUUAUUGAAAGCAGCAAGACCGAUCAGUAUGUGAGGGUGUCGUUGUACCAUGUUGUCAAAACCGGUGCCGAUCUUUGUCGUUGGGCUAACCUGGUCAAUUACUCGUCCAAACCCAAGCUCGUUCUCCCUAUAUACAAACGAAAUCCGGAACCCAUUUUGUCCGCGUCGGUUCCAAGAUUUCAUGCACCACAUGUCGUGAAGUUUAAUGAAAACAUUUAGUUGA
Molecule: messenger RNA, 580 nt
Organism: Porites evermanni
Lineage: Eukaryota; Metazoa; Cnidaria; Anthozoa; Scleractinia; Poritidae
Source: the annotation of a GenBank genome assembly